AUGCUGUUCUAUAGAGUCGUAGACGGUCAAAGAGUAUACACUCUUAACGAAGAAGGUUCAUGCAAUGCUCAUCCUGCAAAGUUCUCUGUAGAAGACAGAUUCUCUAGGCAAAGGAUAUCGACAAAGGUAAAAUUCCAAAUCCCCCCAUUCAACAGCCUCAAGCUCGGCAUCUCAUCAGAUAGCAUUCAACAAUAA
Ordospora pajunii is the source of this 195-nucleotide messenger RNA. RefSeq lists its product as uncharacterized. Bases 1 to 195 code for a protein of 64 amino acids. Gene Ontology annotation, cellular component: box H/ACA snoRNP complex. The record is from RefSeq and is a predicted model, not a curated record. The transcript has a single exon. Gene Ontology annotation, molecular function: snoRNA binding; telomerase RNA binding. Lineage: Eukaryota; Fungi; Microsporidia; Ordosporidae. Gene Ontology annotation, biological process: ribosome biogenesis; rRNA pseudouridine synthesis; snRNA pseudouridine synthesis.